This is a messenger RNA of Octodon degus (degu), 1350 nucleotides long. It is a transcript of the gene Hsf2bp, whose product is annotated as heat shock transcription factor 2 binding protein. The transcript is spliced from 8 exons. Bases 330 to 1295 code for a protein of 321 amino acids. Lineage: Eukaryota; Metazoa; Chordata; Mammalia; Rodentia; Octodontidae. The record is from RefSeq and is a predicted model, not a curated record. Gene Ontology annotation, cellular component: cytosol.
GCCCUGAGCGUGGGCCGCUGUCGUCGAGGUUAGCCAGAGUCCGGACUUGGCCAGCAAGACAGACUUUAAGCGCACUUCCCAAAGCCCCGUCGGGACCCAAGUGAGGUUGAGACCAGCGGGAACGGGGUGCCCCCGGCCGGCGAUCGUCCGCUGCGCACCUCCCCGCGGUGGCCGGGCAGGUCGGGCGAGUCCCUGUAGGUCUUCAGGCCCGCGGAGCACACACGCAGCCUGGGGGCAUCGACAAGUCUUAAAAGUCAUCUAAAAUUCCAGCUGUGUCAUGUUUUAAUGGAUUUAGCGAGGAUGUUGGGGAAGUUGCUCUGAGAUAGCCUAUGGAAACUAAAGAAGAAUUUGUUAGAGUCAGAAAGAAGGACCUGGACCGGCUGACAACCGAAGUGAUGCAGAUACGGGACUUCUUACCCAGAAUACUAAAUGGAGAUGUCUUGGAAAGCUUCCAGAAGUUAAAGAUUUUAGAAAAAAACCUGGAAAUGAAAGAGCAAGAAUUGGAGCAGCUAAAACUGGACUGUGAGCAUUUCAAAGCCCGCCUGGAAACUUUGCAGGCUGACAGUGGAAGGGAGAAGAAGGAGAAACUGGCUCUUCGACAGCAGCUGAAUGAAGCAAAGCAGCAGCUUUUGCAGCAGGCAGAAUACUGUACAGAAAUGGGAGCAGCUGCCUGCACCCUGCUGUGGGGUGUCUCCAGCAGUGAGGAGGUCGUCAAAGCCAUGUUGGGAGGAGAUAAAGCCUCAAAGUUUUUCAGCAUCACUGGCCAAACAAUGGAGAGUUUUGUGAAGUCUCUGGAUGGGGAUGUCAAGGAGCUUGAUUCUGAUGAGAACCAGUUUGUUUUUGCUUUGGCUGGAAUUGUAACAAAUGUUGCUGCCAUAGCCUGUGGUCGUGAGUUCUUGGUCAGUUCCAGUCAGGUGCUUUUGGAUACCAUAUUGCAGCUGCUGGGAGACUUGAAGCCAGGACAGUGCACCAAACUCAAAGUGUUAAUGCUAAUGUCCCUGUACAAUGUGAGCAUCAAUUUGAAAGGCUUAAAAUACAUCAGUGAGAGUCCUGGAUUCAUCCCUUUGCUGUGGUGGCUUUUGAGUGAUCCAGAUGCAGAAGUGUGUCUUCAUGCCCUGCGCCUUGUCCAGUCUGUAGUUCUGGAGCCAGAAGUCUUCUCCAAGUCAGCCUCUGAGUUCCAGCAUUCACUGCCCCUGCAGCGCAUUCUGGCCAUGUCCAAGAGCCGCAAUCCCCGCCUGCAGACUGCAGCCCAAGAGCUCCUGGAAGACCUCCGCACCCUGGAGCAUGGUGUAUAGUCCCUUCUCCUCCUCAGCUUCUUCACCUUGUGUUUAAAAUCAUCUCCCUGAACCA